Messenger RNA from Phlebotomus papatasi, 7093 nucleotides. RefSeq names its product GTP-binding protein Di-Ras2. The coding region runs from base 436 to 1095 and encodes 219 amino acids. Gene Ontology annotation, biological process: signal transduction. Gene Ontology annotation, cellular component: plasma membrane. Lineage: Eukaryota; Metazoa; Arthropoda; Insecta; Diptera; Psychodidae. Gene Ontology annotation, molecular function: GTPase activity; GDP binding; GTP binding. The transcript has 5 exons. The record is from RefSeq and is a predicted model, not a curated record.
CAUGUGAGUAGGAUAAAUAUCGUUCUCGGAAAAUCUGUCAAAAUUUUCCAAAUUUUCACUCUCUCGCAUUUUAGUUAUUUUCCCUUCUUGAAUCCGAAAACUGCAAAAAGAAUCGAAUUACCGUGCAAUAUCUCAUCGUCCAACGAACAUCGAAGCUCCCGUGUUUGUUAUUUUUGCAAAUUUAAAUUGUUAUAAGGAAAAUGAUAAGAGUGAAAAAGUGAUUGUGUUUCAUUUGCGUUUCGUCCUCGCAUUGGGGGCUGCAUAUGUAAAAGGCGAAUUUGCCGUGGAGGCGAUCAGUGGGUGACUUUUUUUGGGGAGCAAUAGAGCCCAUCAUUUGGGAGUCCGGGAACAUUCCUGGAGAUACAUCUUUUUUCUUGUUAAACGGGUUACAAAAAAGACGUCAAAAUUGCAGCCAAGGCGCUUAAACUUGGGGCGAUGCCGGAGCAAAGCAACGAUUACCGUGUGGUGGUAUUUGGGGCUGGUGGCGUGGGAAAGUCCUCUCUGGUCAUCCGGUUCAUAACGGGGAGCUUUCGUGACUCCUAUAUACCCACAAUAGAGGACACCUAUCGCCAGGUAAUUAGUUGCAAUAAAAACAUAUGCACACUGCAAAUUACCGACACAACUGGCUCCCACCAAUUCCCGGCCAUGCAGAGACUCUCAAUUACAAAGGGCCAUGCGUUCAUUCUCGUGUACUCGGUAUGUUCGAAGCAGAGCCUGGAGGAAUUGCGUCCCAUUUGGAAUCUUAUCAAAGAACUAAAGCCCAACAUUAGUGAAAUACCGGUGAUGCUUGUGGGGAACAAAUGUGACGAAAGUGCUGAGUUGCGUGAAGUAUCAACAGCUGAGGGAUCCACAGAAGCCUCACUGAUGGGUGUAUCAUUUAUGGAGACAUCAGCAAAGACAAAUCACAAUGUUACAGAACUGUUUCAGGAACUGCUGAAUAUGGAAAAGAACAGAAGUGUUUCUCUUCAGUUAGAUGGUAAGAAAAAUAAAAAAUCCAAACCAAAGAAAAAUAAGGAUGUAUCAAAUGGAACUAUAACUCAAGAGGGUGGUGAAGGUAGUAGUGGAAAUGCUAAGGACAAGUGUCAUGUAAUGUAAGAGGAAGCAAAAUGGAAGGAGCAUAAAUGAGAGGAAUCUCAAUGGACUUUUUUCUUUUAAUCGUCAGUUUUCUCUCCCGUUUUUUCAAAUUAAAUCUCAUGAAAGAUGGUAAAAUACAAAAAAAAGGUAUAUUUUAUUAUUGACUUUUAUUCUUAAACAAGAAAAGAAAAAAAAGAACUAGUCAUAAUCUGAAUUAUAUACUGUAAAUAUUUAAUCCAAAUGUAUAUGACUUGAAAACUUUGAUGUAUAUAAUGUUUGAGGAUGAAUAGAGAAAUUCUUUAUAACUAAUUCUUCAUUCCUAGUCAAAUUAAUAAGAGAUACUUUUUUUUUAAAUCUUCAAUUCUCAUCAUUCAUGAAUAGUUACAUCAACUUUUUCGAGUUUUAUUCCACAAGUUUUUUCUAGACUUGUUCUUAAACACAAUUUUGCUUUCUCUUCAGAAACUUUAUUGAUGAAUUGUGGCACAGUUCUUGGAGCAAGUUAAUCGAAAAAUUAUUUUAAAAAAAAAAGAACAGAAUAUAUUUGAAUACACUGAAAUAUGAUUACAAUUGCAGCACAAUGAAAUAUUUAUCUGUAUUCUUUUAUUUUAUCGAGAAAAAAAAUAUCGUUAUACGGUAGAGUAGUAUGGUAGAUCCUUGUAUAAAGGAUAUUAGAUUAUAAUGAUUUCCAUCAAAGAAAAUUAUACAUUUCCUCCAGAAUUUAAAUUGAUAAAAAAAUACAUUCCAAAUCGUGACGACAUAUAGCAAUCUUCUAAUUUUAUAUUUUUUGGGUUUAUUUUUUAAAGAAGCACAUAUCAUCCAGCAACAUACAUAUUGCAUUAUAAAAAGAAUAUGAAAAUUACUAUAAACCGAAUUCAAAGAGAGUGAGAGGCAAUGAUGACAUGUAGUGAAAAAAAAAAGUAGAAAAAAAUGUGAAUUUAUUAUAUUUUUUGAGUUAUUUAUAUGUCCUCUAGAGAUUUCUUAGGUUGAUAAAAUUGCUUUUAUCAUAAGACACUUAAAAAAAAGGAGUAUGUAUAAAUUUUUAAUCACAAAUAAUGGGAACAAUUUUUUAAUUAAUUUUAAAUUAGUCAUAAAUGACUUUUGAACAUAAAAAAAACAGUAACAGCGUAUAAUUAUCUUAAUCUCAGUCUUUUUCAUUGAGUUUGUGCGAUAUAUCAAUCUAUAACAAAUAUUUCACCGAUACAUUGCAUUAAAUGGGGUCGUAUUCUCUUACUUGCCCAAGUGGUUAUUUGAAAAUGUGUGGUUAUGUUAGGCCUAACCUAUAAAAAAAUAAUUUAGCGUAUUUUUGGUUAACGUCGAAAAUCUUCCAAAUGAAUAGGGGAUGUGGGGCACCUUUGAAUCGGCGUACCUUUGAAACUGGGCAUUGUCAAGAUAAAUUACUCUAUGAUAGGGCUUAAUUCCAUUUAAAAAUAGGAGAAAAAUACCCAAUUUUCAAAGGUACUCCAAUUUAAAGAUGUCCCACUUCCCCCUAUCAAUUUACAAACUUACAAAAAAUAUUUCGUAAAAUCGUUUGUAAAUGCUUGGGAGUUCUAUUGGAGACUUACGAAUUGCUCGUAAAUCGUAUGACCCCAAAAAAAAAGUUUGUAAACGUUUGUAUUUUUUUUACAAACAUUAUUCGUAACAUGAUCACUUGACGAGCAUUGUUUGUUCUUUUACAAACAUUUGUUCGUACAUUUUUGCUUAUCUGACCAAACUUUACGAACAAAUGAGGCUUUUAUCGAACUGUGUCGUCUUAGCGACAAGGCUACCAACCGCAAGUGUCUUUGUACAAAGACCAGUCAGGAAACACCCUAGUGCAGACAGAGGAUGUGCUAAGGAGAUGGGAGAAAUUCUUCAAGAGCCUCCGCAAUGCAGUACAGUCUGCAUCAGGAUUGAUAGAGUAGAAGGAUGGCACUGACUAUCGAGAGGAGGAGGCUCCGGACUGGAUGCAAGUUGCUAGCCAUUCAAAACUUGAAAAAAUAUAAAUCUCCUGGAGAGGAUAACAUCCCGCAUGAACUGGUUAAAUAUGGAGGAAAGAUGCUGUAGAACGCAUUUACGGUCUUAUUCGUAACGUCUGGGAGUCACCGACGAUGCCUAACAACUAGAACAUGGCCACAGUUGUCCCAGUAUACAAGAAAGGAGACAGACUGGAUUGCAACAACUACAGUAGAAUUUCUCUUCUGGAUUCAGUGUAUAAAGUCCUGUCAAAGUUUAUAUUAAGCAGACUGAAACCGUACGCUGAGAAGCCUAUCGGAGAGUACCAGGCGGGAUUCUGACCCAGAGGAUUCAUAGUGCACAAGUAAUGGAAUUCUGUAACAAUAUAACAACAUCGUUUGACAAAUUUUCAUGCUAAAUUUGGGAGCAGGAUAGCAUUCAACAUUCAAUGAACAUUGAAUGACCAUUACAAGAAGCUCUUAGUAACUGAUAUGCAUCGGAUUUUCAAAUAGUACUUCCAAAUUUAAAAACAUUACAUAAAAAUAACAUUCAGGAAAUGUUAUUUUUACCUUGCAUUAUUGAUCCGAAAUCGGUGUAAAUAUUAUGCUUUUUAGGUGUAUUAUGGGUUAAAGUUACCCUUUUUCAUGUUAAUUUUACACUUAAAAAGGUGUAAAAUUAACAUUAAAAAAUGUUGAUAUAUUUUUACACCUAAAAAGUGUUAAAAUUACAAGGAAAAAAAGUUAAUCGCACCCCAUUUUUUCUCAGUGUGAGAAAAAAAGAGGGUGCGAUUAACUUUUCUUCCUCAGAACUUCAACACCUUUUCAGAUGUAAAAAUAUAUCAACAUUUUUUUUAUGUUAAUUUUACACCUUUUUAUGGGUAAAAUUAACAUGAAAAAGGGUAACUUUAACCCCUAAUACACCUAAAAAGGGUAAUAUUUACAUCGAUUUCGGAUCAAUACUGCAGGGUAAAAUUAUCAUUUCCGGAAUGUUAUUUAAACUUUUUCGGAUUUGAAACUUUGUGGUCGUCAAAAGCUUCAAAUAUCUCGGAUACGCGGUGAGCUGUAACAACAGUUUGAAGAUGGAGGUCAAUGAGCGAAUUACUCAUUGGAAUAGGUGCUCUCAUGCUCUAUCAACAAUAUUCCAUUCUCGAAGUGUCUCCCGAUCAUCGAAGAUCAUAAUACCGUUGGUUGCGUCGACCGCUGGCGUAUCUGCAUUUGUUUUGCAGAAACGACAACGGUUGAUGCAACCGACGAUAUAUAAAACCGUAAGGCCCAUUGUCAUUUAUAGUUUAGAGGUAGUGCCAAUGAUCCAAGCUAAGCUGAAGUCGGUAUUGAUCUUCGAGAAACGAAUACUCAGACGGAUCUAUGACCCAGUGAAGGAAAGAGUUAGUGGAGAGUUCCAUAUCCGGACGAACCAUGAGCUGGAACUUCUUUAUGAUGAGCGAGACAUUAUGGCCACCAUCAGAACAUGGCAAAUCAUCUGAAAGUAUGCCUAAAAAGCUACUAAAUAGUGAGCAUGAAGCGCUAAGAAUGUCCUUAAUCAGCUGAGGGUACUGGAGAAGAUUGCGAAUAGUUGCCAGCACUGGAGGAGGUUAUUGCGAGACGCGCGAUCCCUCAAAGGGACAUUGCAGCCAGAUCUACGUGUUUGUAUAAGAACAAAUAAUGCUCGUAAAGUGAUUAUGUUACGAACAUUGUUUGUACGAAAAAAGUACAAACUUUAACGAAUCCUUUACUGGGUUAUACAAUUUACGAGCACUUCGUAAAUCCCGAAUAGGACUUCCUAAACAAAUACAAACAAUUUUAUUUUUUUUUGUGUAAAAACAAUUAAAGCCAUUUUGUAACUCUUUAAUGCAAUUUCAAAUAGUGUUUUUUAUACCGAAUUAAUUUCUAACCUAUAAAAAUCUCUUGAUUACUGCUACACUCAUAGAAAACAUGACAAUCUUAUAUUUUUUAAAAUUAAUUGAUAUUUUUUAAUCUUGGAACACUCAAUUUAAAAAUACAAUUAUUAUAUCAAUAACUUAAUAAAAAUAGCAGUGCCUCAAAAUCAAAAAUUUUUAAGUUAAGUUAUUGAGACAAGUGCAUCAGGCAAGACUUAAUGCACUUUAAAAACUUGCACUUUACACUUAAAAACUUAAAUAUUUCUAAAAAAACGCUACAAAUAAAUUUAAUUCAGUUUUCAAAAUGCUAAACUAUCAUGAAACAAUCUUCGAAUUAUUCUUAACCUGAAAUACGCAGUAAAUUUGAGGUUAGGAACAGUAUAACCUCACAUUCCAUAAUGGCGCUUUGAGGAAAUUAGAGAAUAGAGCGUUAUCGACAUGUAAUUAAUUACUUAAUUUAGUGAAAUAUUUUAAUCCUAUCGAGUUUAGUGAUUGGUUGUAGCUUUGAUGCUUCGAAAGCUUUUGAAGCUUUAAUCAAUCAGAGUACUCAAUAGACUUAAAAUAUUUUGUAAAAUUAAAUAUUUAAUUCAACGUGGAUAGUGUUUAAGUGCCAAUAAAUUAUUCUGUAUGGACUUAAUGGUGAUGUAUGAAAUUUUCAUUUUGAUAGAAAAGCUUUGAAAGAAAACAAACUAAAUGAAAUACAUUUUUUCCAAUGAAUCCAAUAAGAAUGACAUAGAAAAAAUAGAAAAUACGCGUAAGAAUCAAAUUUUUGGGCUUGUAGACAAAGAAAAUAGGAUUUGAAGGAACAUAAAUAGAUUAUUUCUGGAAUAUGAAUUAAUUAACUAGAUUUUAAACAAUUGAAAUCACUAACUAAAAAGAAAAAAAGAGAAAACAAAUAGACGAAUGAAACUUUGAAUUUAAUAAAAGAAAAUGAAGAAUAUCCAAGAACAAAAUCUGCUUAUAAUUGUAUUUGACUUCUUAUAGAAAAAAAAUUAAGUAAUAAGAAAAAAAAGGUAGAAAGUAAUAUGUAGGUAAGGGCAAAAAGAUAAAGAGAUUAAAAAAAAAUCGGCUGAAGAGUAUAAGAAAAAAAAUUGACAAUAGUUCAUACAUUUAUUAGUUUAAAUCAUAGUUAUUAUUGUAAUACACAACACUAAACCUUAAACCACUUGCCAUACGAAUGACUCAUUUUCCUUGCAUUCUAUUGGCACUUUUUUCACAAAAAAAAAAAAACAAAUUUUGAUGUUGAUUUCGUGAUGAAAAAAAAAACUAAUUGGAACGAAUUCACACUAUUGAUGAAAAUGUUGCUCCUUGUAAUGUAAAUUUGCGCAUAUUUGUUGAUAAUUAUACAUUAAACAUACUAAAGAAGAAAAAAAAGUGAAAAAAUAAUGAAGUUAUAAAAGCUUUAACAUUGAAAUUGAAUAUUUAAAAAAAAAAUGAAAAAAAAAUGUUGCAGUAUCAUCUGAAGCAAAUAUGAAAUGGUUUGCCUUAAAUAAAUAAAAAAAAAAAUUGUUACAAAAUGUUGCUUUCUCAGCAGAAAGCGAUAUAUUUAAAGAUGGUGAAAAAAACGGAGUUGUUUGAACAAUGGCCAAGUUCAUAUGCGAUUUAUUGUCGAAAGAUGAAAUUUUCAAUUCAACUUGUUAUUUUCAACAGAGGGGAUGAUUGUAAAGAAAUCGAAUUACUAAAAAAGAAAAUAUAAACUCACUUACGCCGAAUACAAUAGAAUAUCUUUAAAAUGCAAUAUUGCAAUUAUAAACAAAUUCUAAUGGGAGAGAAGAUAAAUCUCAACUCUUAAAAAUACACAACAGAUAACGAUUCUGUUUAUGCGAAAAAUAAACUCAUUUCAUAAAAGAAAUAGUGAUUUUUUAUGAAAUGGAAUUGAUGUUUGCGUACAACGAAUUACUUACAACUAUAGAGAAAAAAAAGCAAAAUUUUGAAAUUAAGAAUGGUGAUGAUUACAAGAGUAAAAAAGUUGCAAACUUUUCCUAUCAUUUUAUCUGUUACUACAUUGUUUAUCGAAAAUCUUUAAGAAUCUAACAUAUAACUUUGUAAUAAUUGAACUUGAUUUUCAGAUAAAAUAAAAUGAAGAAAUGAGACACUGAAACAAAUGAACAGAUACACCAAAAAAAAAUUUACUGUUAAAUAUGAAUCAAGUAUUAUUAUAUACACAAUUAUAAUCCAUUUUACUUCAAUAAAGUUGUAAAAAAAACCUAA